AUGGCGAGCAAAAUGGUUGAGUCAAUGAAGUUUGUACCAGCCCAAGCUCGCAUCUAUGAAGGAAAGGAACCGGUUCAGUUCUUCGUCAUUAUGCAAAGUUUUAUCGUUUUCAAGGGUGGUGUUAGCAGUGGAUACAAGAAAUACAUAGCAGAGAAAGAAGUUGAUGAUGAUACAUACAAUGAGAAUGGUCUUGCUCUAUUCCACAUUCAAGGCACUGGUCCGGAAAAUAUGCAAGCAAUACAAGUUGACCCGGUUGUUUCAUCACUUAACUCCUCAUACUGUUACAUACUACAUAAUGGUUCUUCUGUCUUUACUUGGACUGGGAAUCUAGCAACCUCAACUGAUCAGGACUUGUUGAGAGGCAGCUUGAUCUUAUUAAGCCAAACCUACAAACUAGAGCACAAAAGGAAGGAGGCAAAACCGAAUAUUCGAGCCAAAAGCUCACUAAAGAGCCUGAGAGUGAUCCUCACUUGUUCUCCUGCACAUUCACUAAAGGUGACAGAGAUAUAUAACUUCACACAGGAUGACUUGAUGACAGAAGAUAUAUUUAUAGUAGACUGCCACUCAGAGAUCUUCGUAUGGGUUGGCCAAGAAGUAGUCCCCAAAAACAAGUUACAAGCCUUAACCAUUGGAGAGAAAUUCAUUGAAAAAUAUUCUCUCCUGGAGAAGUUAUCCCCUGAAGCCCCUAUAUAUGUGAUCAUGGAAGGUGGUGAGCCAAGUUUCUUCACCCGGUUUUUCACUUCUUGGGAUUCCUCAAAGUCUUCUAUGCAUGGAAACUCAUUCCAGAGAAAACUUAGAAUAGUCAAAAAUGGUGGAACUCCAGUUGCAGAGAAACCGAAAAGAAGAACUCCAGCUUCAUAUGGUGGCCGUAGUGCCAGUGUUCCAGACAAGUCACAGCAGCGGUCAAGAAGCAUGUCGUUUAGUCCAGAUAGGGUACGCGUGAGGGGAAGAUCUCCAGCGUUCAAUGCACUUGCAGCAACAUUCGAGAGCCAAAAUGCAAGAAACCUCUCAACUCCUCCUCAUGUAGUUAGGAAACUCUACCCUAGAUCUGUUACUCCUGAUUCCUCAAAGCUUGCUCCCAAGUCUUCAGCCAUUGCUUCUCGUAGUGCCCUUUUUGAACAACAACUAAAAACACCUCCCCAAGAACCUUCAAUCCCAAAACCAAUCAAAGUUUAG
Eruca vesicaria subsp. sativa (arugula) is the source of this 1176-nucleotide messenger RNA. Lineage: Eukaryota; Viridiplantae; Streptophyta; Magnoliopsida; Brassicales; Brassicaceae. The record is from the annotation of a GenBank genome assembly.